UGCAUCAUGGGAAACGUGCCUCCAAAUGCGCUACUAUAUUCUUUUUCCUUUUUUCCCUCCCUUCAUUUUGUAGCGACAACAACGCGUAAGAGACUCAAGAAAUUAAAUCCCAAUUGGAAGCUGCAAUUUCUCACUCACAUUUCAAAGCUUUGAUCUACAGUUGUAAUGGCCCGUACAAAGCAGACUGCCCGUAAAUCCACUGGAGGCAAAGCUCCACGAAAGCAGCUGGCCACAAAGGCUGCCCGUAAGAGCGCCCCUUCCACCGGAGGGGUUAAAAAGCCUCAUCGCUACAGGCCUGGUACCGUGGCUCUGCGUGAGAUCCGUCGUUACCAGAAGUCCACCGAGCUUUUGAUUCGCAAGCUGCCGUUCCAGCGCUUGGUGAGAGAAAUCGCGCAGGACUUCAAGACAGAUCUGCGUUUCCAGAGUGCAGCCAUCGGCGCUCUGCAGGAGGCCAGCGAGGCCUAUCUGGUGGGUCUGUUUGAGGACACCAACCUGUGUGCCAUCCAUGCCAAGCGUGUCACCAUCAUGCCCAAAGACAUCCAGCUGGCACGUCGCAUCCGUGGGGAGCGCGCCUAAUUAUUUUAUUUUUUUCUGUCUUAUGAAAUGCUCUUCUCUUGUCCCGUCACUAUCCUUUCCUUCUCCCUACAUAGAUAGUAGUUUGGUUUGAGGUUCUCUAUAUAUCAUGACUGUGAUAACCGUAAAUGUGUGAUUAUGUCUUGGUUGGUGCUACAAGUAGAAGAGUUUCUUUAGAUAUAUAUCAUUUAAGUUUGAAACUUUACCCUUCUCACUUUAGCUAUUGCUAUGAAUAAGGUGUUUUUGCUACCCAUGACUAGUGUGUAAUCUGGAAUGAGUUUAGUACAUAGCGUUAAAACAUUUUCAUCUUCCAACGGACACAUUCGUUGUUAUAAUGGGUCUUCUGUUUUUUUUGGUCAUUUUACAGUAAACAUUUAUUUUAAACAGUCAGUUCUCUUUUUUACAACAGUGGUGUUUAAUAUUGUAUCCGAAUCCAAAUGCUUUAUUCUGGUUGUCAAUUUCAAAUGUCAUUGCACUAUAAUGACUCUGCAUGGUUUGACACACAAAAGCGGCAUAUAUGUAGCAGACAUAAUUUGAUUUUACGCUUGGUUUUCACCACAUUAUUAUGUUCAAGCAAUGUUAUGAUUUUUGGUUUCUCUCUCAGGUCGAUAACCUAUUUUUUUCUACUGUUUUUGAUUUGUGUUUUUGGUCAUUUUGAAGGCUAAAACAUUUGUACUCCAAAAUUCACAUACAAACAACAAUAAAACUAAUUGUGGUUAAAUGGUGUGAUUGAAUGCCAUCCUUCAUAUUGAACAUAAAAUACAGUGUAGUCACAAUGACAAAACCUUACGCUGUUAUAAAUAUCUUUGUAUCUGCAAUAUCAAUGUUUUUCACUAGGGCUGCAACUAACAAUUAUUUUAUUAAUCGAUUACUCUGUCGACUGUUUGUUUUCACAGAAUCUGAUAAAAUUCUGUCCUAACACAUGAGAAAAAAGGAUAAAAUGUUGAGCAUAGUUUUCCAAAGUGAAAACAGAUGUUUGAAAAUGUCUUAUUUUGAUUAAACACAAAGACAACA
Molecule: messenger RNA, 1587 nt
Organism: Phyllopteryx taeniolatus (common seadragon)
Lineage: Eukaryota; Metazoa; Chordata; Actinopteri; Syngnathiformes; Syngnathidae
Product: histone H3.3A
Exons: 4
Coding region: 166-576 (136 amino acids)
Cellular component (GO): nucleosome
Molecular function (GO): protein heterodimerization activity; DNA binding; structural constituent of chromatin
Source: RefSeq, a predicted model, not a curated record